GGGUCGGAGGGCACCCGAAGCGGGUGUCAUGGCGACCUCCAUGCUGGGUUCUGUCCGCGGCCCAAGGCCAUUCGGUUUGGCUAACCUGUUCCAUCGCCAGCCGCCUCGGGAUGCGUGGGAACGUGUGCGGCGCCUGCCGGGGCCCUCGGCGGUCCGGCGCAGCGUGGCGGCGGCCAGCGGACCAGGCAUCCCCGGUUCCCACCUCUACUGCCUGGAGCUGCUGAGGAAACGAGAUUAUGAAAGUUACUUGUGUUCCUUACUGUUCCCUGCAGAGUGUCAAAGGUCUGCUUCUGCACUGCGGGCCUUCAAUGUGGAACUGGCUCAGGUUAAGGACUCAGUCUCUGAGAAAACAAUUGGACUGAUGCGUAUGCAGUUCUGGAAAAAAGCUGUGGAAGAUAUGUACUGUGACAACCCACCACACCAGCCUGUGGCCAUUGAACUCUGGAAGGCUGUCAAGAAACAUAACCUAACUAAAAGGUGGCUCAUGAGAAUCAUUGAUGAAAGAGAAAAAAAUCUGGAUGACAAAGCGUACCGCAGUAUCCAGGAACUUGAAGAUUAUGCUGAGAAUACGCAGGGUUCCCUGCUCUACCUGACACUGGAGGUGCUGGGCGUGAAGGAUCUUCAUGCAGAUCAUGCUGCAAGCCACAUUGGAAAGGCACAAGGCAUUGUCACGUGCUUGAGAGCAACACCCUAUCACAGUAGCAGGAGACAGGUGUUCCUGCCCAUGGAUGUCUGUGUGCAGCAUGGUGUUUCACAAGAGGACUUUCUACGGAGGAACCAAGAUAAAAAUGUGAGAGAUGUAGUAUAUGACAUUGCCAGCCAGGCACACUUGCACCUAAAGCAUAAAACCCCCUUCCACCCUCAGCUGAUGACACACAGCCUUUUGUGAGUAUGAGCUUUCUCAGUGAGCUCGUCCACAGAAUGUCUGCCUUCCUUCCACGAUGCCUGUCUCUCUUUCCCCUGAGAGCCCCAUUCGCAGCCAGCAUUCUCAGUCGCUGGAGCCUUUAUGUCCUGCUGCAGGCUGGGCUUAUGGCUGCCCCAGACGUCUGGCUCUGUCCUGCUGACUGCAUGCUCCCUCUGCUCUCACUGCUGCCUCAGAGGGAAGGCAUGCCACCCAGCUUUGUGUUGCCUAGCCGUUCCAACGGGACUCCAGCUGCGAAGGGUCCCAACUGACCCGAACUGAAGUCAUCUUACUCUCCCUCUUACUCUCUUUUUGACCUUUCUACCGUGAAUUUAUUUUUCCAUUUGACUCUCCAACGGCUCCUAAAUGGUGUGCUCCUGAGUCUGGUUUUGUUCUUUAAGAGUUUACUCCUGAGACGAUGCCGGGGCCUAGCAAACACAGGAGUGGAUGUUCACAGUCAGCUAUUGGAUGUAUCACAGG
Messenger RNA from Mus caroli (Ryukyu mouse), 1381 nucleotides. It is a transcript of the gene Ndufaf6, whose product is annotated as NADH:ubiquinone oxidoreductase complex assembly factor 6. Gene Ontology annotation, cellular component: mitochondrion. The record is from RefSeq and is a predicted model, not a curated record. Lineage: Eukaryota; Metazoa; Chordata; Mammalia; Rodentia; Muridae. Gene Ontology annotation, biological process: mitochondrial respiratory chain complex I assembly; biosynthetic process.